Molecule: messenger RNA, 1044 nt
Organism: Durusdinium trenchii
Lineage: Eukaryota; Dinophyceae; Suessiales; Symbiodiniaceae
Source: the annotation of a GenBank genome assembly
AUGGUUCACCGCUGGUACUUCUUCGUGAACGAGAGCGCUGGCUGGAAUUGGCUCCACUUCAUUCUGGUGAUUUUGAGCGCCAUGGAUUUGGCCGCUGACUGGGGAGCAGACGAUACCGGGACCAUCAUGUACAUGAGGUCGCUCCGCUUCUGCCGCGUCACGAAGGCGUUCCGGAUUUUUCGAGUGAUGACCUCCUUCCACGAGUUGGCGGCGAUGCUGCGUAGCUUCACGAGCUGUUUGUGGGCGAUGCUUUGGAGCUUCAUGCUGCUCUAUCUACUUCUUUACCUUUGUGCGCUGAUCUUCGCGCAGGGCAUCAGUGAGAGUCUUGCAGACGACGUCUUCCUGGACCAAGAGGAGGCGGUGAGGAAUCACUUCGGCAGUGUGGGGCGGACGAUGCUCUCCCUCUACAUGAGCGUCACGGGCGGUGCAGACUGGAUUAUCUACUACGAGAUCUUGGAAUACACAGGCUUCCUCUAUCCUUGGCUGUUCUUGGCUUUCACCUUCCUCUUCACCUUCGCCUUGGUCAAUAUCCUCACGGCCCUCUUUGUCGAGAAGGCCGUCGAGGGCGCCAAGCCAGAGAGGGAGUAUCGGAUCCUGCAUGAGCGGCAGAAGCUUGCACAUCAGGCGGCCGAGCUGCGAGAACUCUUCUUCAAGAUGGACCUGGCGGCUCGGAGCGGCCGAUCGAACUGGUUGCCGGGACCGGGAGGCAUGCUGGACAGCAACAUCGUCGCCUUCAUGGGCAGUAUCGGUUUGGAGGUCACCGAUGCGGAGUUCUUGUGGAAGUUGGUGGCAGGCGAAGAUGGAGAUUUGGAGAUCACCACCUUCGUCGACACCUGCAUGGCGGUGAGGGGCCAAGCCAGCACCUUAGAUGUCCAAAAGCAGCUCCUCAGCAUUGAGCGCAUCAGCGAGACGCUGCGAGAGUGGGAAAGGCGCUUUUGGCCACUCCUCCACGAGGCGGUGGUUGCACCGCUGCACCACUCACGGGUCCUCAGGAGUGAAGGUGAGAAGUUGAGAUCAUCCCUAGAAAUCCAUUGGUUCCUAUAG